AUGUACCACCUCGUCACCGGCUUGUAUGCCGAAUGGACGAAGAAACCACGCUACAAUAUUCUCAUGGUCGGGCUCUCAGGCGUCGGAAAGUCAUGUCUACUGGAAAAAGUCAAGAGUCUAUAUCUGAAGCGAUCAGCGUUACCGCCAAACAAGAUCACACCCACAGUCGGCCAGAACGUGCUUGAACUGACGCUGUCAAACAUGCAUCUACACUUUUGGGACCUCGGCGGAUCAUCAUCCGUACGCACAUUAUGGAGCAAAUACUACGACGAGUCAGACGCCAUCAUGUGGGUUGUCGACGCUCGUCACUUUCUUGCGCUCCAAUCACAAAAUACACAAAAUGGCGAUCACAAAGGCAAGGGCAAAGCUAAAGCAUUGGAUCCUGAUGUCGGAUCCGAAGCUUAUGCCGCUCGGGAAUCUUCUUGGAAGUUGCUGUCUGAGCUUCUGAUGCAUCCAAGCUUGGACGGCCGACCAAUCCUCAUUGUAGCAAACAAAGCCGACGAAUGCGAGUCAAUAUCAACCGAUCUCGCACGUACGAUCAAGAACUGGUUCGCCAACAAGCUCGCACAUAUCGGCGAAGAUCCAGAGCAAGCUUCCAUAGGAACUGAUGCAAAAGCGGGCGGCAACAUCUUCGCCGACGAGGAUGACCAGGUGUACGGCCCACGAGCAGGUGCUGGAUCCACCUUGAAUGAAAGAGGAUACGAGUGGGAUGUGCUUCUUGCAAGCGCUACUGAAGGAACGGGAGUGCAUGACGCUGUUGACUGGCUUUCAAUACGUGUUCAAGGGUCAAAGAAUGGACGUGCAAGAUGA
Messenger RNA from Ustilago hordei, 810 nucleotides. RefSeq lists its product as uncharacterized. The record is from RefSeq and is a predicted model, not a curated record. Gene Ontology annotation, biological process: Golgi to plasma membrane protein transport; intracellular protein transport; protein localization to organelle. Gene Ontology annotation, cellular component: Golgi apparatus. The transcript is spliced from 5 exons. Gene Ontology annotation, molecular function: GTP binding; GTPase activity. NCBI's taxonomy places the organism in Eukaryota, Fungi, Basidiomycota, Ustilaginomycetes, Ustilaginales, Ustilaginaceae. Bases 1 to 810 code for a protein of 269 amino acids.